This is a messenger RNA of Triticum dicoccoides, 804 nucleotides long. RefSeq names its product keratin-associated protein 5-9-like. Bases 68 to 475 code for a protein of 135 amino acids. The record is from RefSeq and is a predicted model, not a curated record. NCBI's taxonomy places the organism in Eukaryota, Viridiplantae, Streptophyta, Magnoliopsida, Poales, Poaceae. The transcript has a single exon.
CUUGAACCCUUCUCUUGCUCUACAUAUCUAGCUAUCUCUCUAGCCACACAAAGCUUGCUCGGCAACAAUGGCUGCAGGUGGAGCUUCCUUUCUUGCUGCUGUUGCUGUUUUCUCCAUGCUGAUUAUGUCGUCCCUGGGGAAUCCGAAGCCUUUAUGCAGUGACUGUGGGACGUUGUGCAGUACCAACUGCAACGCGGAGGCUAACACCUCCUGCAACGCCAGCGGUAACUGUUACAACCCUCGGGAGGACUGCCAGAAGCAGGUUUUCGAUGGCUGCACCAGAGAUGGUUUCUGCUGCAGCAGCAACGGCACCUGCACUUGUGACUGCAACACUGUAGCUCAAGAACGUUGCAGCAGCGUCACCGACGGCUCUGUACGUUGUGAUUCUUGCAAGCGUGCCAUGUUCGACCAGUGCUAUCCCACCUGUGUCAGUGACUGCAACACCAAGUGCAAGAAGAAAGGGUGCGACGCAUAGGAAUAACAUGCAAUCGAUCGACCGGGUGCCUUGCAUGGGAUAUUACAUGGCUCGUCGUAGUCAUACGUAUAUCGAUUUCUGUAAUCGCCAUGACCUGGUUUUGUGGAAUGGCCCAGCAGUAAUGGGUCGUGGCACAUCACCUCCAGCGUUUUUGCUGUUAAUUUUUUUAAAUUUUUUGUCAGGGUUUUUUCUUGUUAUUUAUUCCUUCGUCUAUGCUUGUUGUUUAUUCCUUCGUCUACAGAGCUCGCGCAAAUCCACCUCGCAGGUGUUCACUGGUUUGUAUACAUCAGCUUGUCCAUCCAAGUAUGCAUUUGUGUGUCAUUGUAUUC